This is a messenger RNA of Cebus imitator (Panamanian white-faced capuchin), 2461 nucleotides long. It is a transcript of the gene STARD7, whose product is annotated as StAR related lipid transfer domain containing 7. Lineage: Eukaryota; Metazoa; Chordata; Mammalia; Primates; Cebidae. Gene Ontology annotation, molecular function: lipid binding. The coding region runs from base 545 to 1657 and encodes 370 amino acids. The transcript has 8 exons. The record is from RefSeq and is a predicted model, not a curated record.
GCUAGUAGGCGGCCUCAGAGCGUGGCAUGAAGGGGCGGGAGGGGGCGGUGACGAGCACUUGGUGGCUCCAAUGAACACCCAGGAGUCCGGGUCGCGCCCAAUCAGUGCCCAGGCGGGGGAGACAGGGUAGGGUGCGCGCGGGCUGCGCGUGUGGCACACAGGGAACGCGCGGGAGCCUUCCUGCUGCCAGCCCUGAGCUGUCUGCCUAGCUGACGUCCGCCCGCCUUGCAUCCCGGCCCCCGGCGCCCGCCGGAGGUCGCUGAGGAGUGAGACAACCUACUGAUCCGCAGCCCGAGCCCAGGAGCGCCCGGUGCAGCGGUCGCUGAGCCGUCCUGGCGUCUGCUGCCAUGACUGACUCUCCUCUCAGAGGAGACUCUUCCUCAGCGGUGGCUGCAGAGAGAGAUGAGCGGCAGCUCCUGGCCGCGGGACCGUAAGACGGGUUCGUGGUCGGCCAGUUAGGGGGACGCUGCGGACGACCGUCUGCGCCCUCCCGGGCUACUUCCUUGGGCCCCGGAGGCUUGUGGCGGGCCCCGCAGUAGGCGGCAUGUUCCCGCGGAGGCUGCUGGUCGCCUGGCUGGCGGGGGCGCGGGGCGGGGGCUUGUUGGCGCUGCUGGCCAAUCAGUGCCGCUUCGUCACGGGCCUGCGCGUGCGGCGCGCGCUGCAGAUCGCACAGCUCUACGGACGCCUCUACUCCGAGAGCUCACGCAGCGUCCUCCUCUCCCGCCUCUGGCGCCGGCUGCACGGCCGCCCUGGCCAUGCCUCUGCCUUGAUGGCGGCGCUCUCCAGCGUCUUCGUGUGGGAUGAGGAGAGGAUCCAGGAGGAGGAGUUGCAGAGAUCCAUUAAUGAGAUGAAGCGGUUGGAAGAAAUGUCAAAUAUGUUUCAGAGCUCUGGGGUCCAGUGCCACACUCCAGAACCAAAAGCCCAAACAGAAGGGAAUGAAGAUUUGGAGGACAAAGAGCAACCUUGGGAAAUGGUGAUGGAUAAGAAACACUUUAAGCUGUGGCGGCGCCCAAUUACAGGCACCCACCUCUACCAGUACCGAGUUUUUGGAACCUAUACAGAUGUGACACCUCGGCAGUUCUUCAAUGUUCAGCUAGACACAGAGUAUAGAAAAAAGUGGGAUGCCCUGGUGAUCAAGCUGGAGGUGAUUGAGAGGGAUGUGGUUAGUGGUUCUGAGGUUCUUCACUGGGUAACCCAUUUUCCUUAUCCAAUGUACUCGCGGGAUUAUGUUUAUGUUCGGCGGUAUAGUGUGGAUCAGGAAAACAACAUGAUGGUGUUGGUGUCGCGUGCUGUGGAGCAUCCGAGUGUGCCAGAGUCUCCAGAAUUUGUCAGGGUCAGAUCAUAUGAAUCCCAAAUGGUUAUCCGUCCACACAGGUCAUUUGAUGAGAAUGGCUUUGACUACUUACUGACAUACAGUGACAAUCCCCAAACAGUGUUUCCCCGCUACUGUGUUAGUUGGAUGGUUUCCAGUGGCAUGCCAGAUUUCCUGGAGAAGCUGCACAUGGCCACUCUGAAAGCCAAGAAUAUGGAGAUUAAAGUAAAGGACUACAUCUCGGCUAAGCCUCUGGAAAUGAGUAGUGAAGCCAAGGCCACCAGCCAGUCCUCUGAGCGAAAGAACGAGGGCAGUUGUGGCCCUGCUCGGAUUGAGUAUGCCUGACAGGCUUUGGGAUAAGAAGGGACAGGCGUUCUGGCCCUGUCUCAGUCAUUUAUCACUGCUACAGAACGGGGACAUGCCACAUGUAUUAGAAGGCAUCUGCUCUAACUUCCAGUGUAAGAAGAUAAUUCAGUAACUGAUGUCCCAUUUUAUUCAGAGCCCUGUGCUCUUACCAGAAGAGAAGAAGGCUACAUUUGUGGGAGUGUUGUCAUAUUCUCAGGCCAACUAUUUUGAAAUUCGGUAUCUCACUGAGCGAAUCUGGAACAAACCUCUCACCUCAGGCCAGAAGGGGAUGACCUCCAUUUGCUUCUCUGAGUAGUUUCCUCUGUUGACAUUCCAAAUCCCAUCAGUUGUGCAGCACUUUGGAUUUCCUUCAGUUCUACAGGUCCACCUGAAAAGUGUAGUUGGCCGGUAAAGUCUCUCAGAUGAGGGGCUACUGGGAGUACUCUUGGUAACAAUCUUGAUGUCAAUGGGUGUGAAUGAUACUUGGCUGUGUUAAGUGCCUUGUCUGCACCUUGCUUUUAUCUCUAGGGACAUGAAGUUGUUAUGAAUUUUUUUUUAAGUAGAGUUGAAGUCUCCUUAUGUUUCCCAGGCUGGUCUUGAACUCCUGCCUUGGACUCCCAAAGUGCUGGAAUUAUAGGUGUCAGCCACCAUGCCUGGCCAGUGACAUGAAAUUUGUACCAAGAAAUUUCCCUCCUUGCUGGCACAAUACCACCCAUUGAUUCACCUUAUCCAAAGCAGUUUCCUUUGAAUCAGCCAGUUCUUCUAUAUUCAUUGGAUCAUUUCCUCCUUCCUAACCAUCCCUAU